AUGUUUGCUUUUACAAAACGACAAUCACCUUUGCGAACCAAUAUGACGAAAACGAGAGCAGUCAACAAUGUCAACUUGCUAUUUUCAACGAUUUUACUUCUUGUAGCCAUACACACGACCAUCAUGUUUGACAAAAUCGUGGCAUCUUUUGUAAGAGAUGAAUUGACCGCAUCGAACAUUGUUCCUGUAUAUUAUGAAGACAGUAAAUAUUCACCAAAUUCGAACAUGAACUCAUUCCGAAUACUAAGUAGCACAAGUGUUGGAAAUAGAGAGGGAGAUGUAAUUCCUCCUUGUGAUGAUCUGUAUGGAACGCAAUUUUCUUGUGUCAUUCCACCAAUUUCAAACAAGACUUAUGAAUUCGAAGGUUGCCAACCAAAUAAUACUGUAAAAGUGUCUUGCACUGCUCGUGAUGGUGUGACAUGUAGCGGAGAUAGAACCUUUUACAAGGAAAUUUCAUGCUUUUAUACAAACGGUUAUUACUUCUCCAUAGCUAUGGCACUCAGUGUUUUCUUUGGAAUUUGUGGAAUUGAUCGAUUCUAUCUUGGUCACGUUGGUUAUGGAUUAUUUAAAUUAUUUACAUUUGGUGGAUUUGGCAUUUUGUGGAUUUAUGACAUUGUCCUGAUAGCAAUGCAACAAACAACUCCGAGAGAUGGAAGCAACUACAUUGUGGGGUACAAUGGUCCUCGAAAUAUUAAAUUCAUUCGAAAUAAUAAUACUUAUGUAUUUAACUGA
Molecule: messenger RNA, 732 nt
Organism: Naegleria fowleri
Lineage: Eukaryota; Heterolobosea; Eutetramitea; Acrasida; Naegleriidae
Exons: 4
Coding region: 1-732 (243 amino acids)
Source: RefSeq, a predicted model, not a curated record